This is a messenger RNA of Peronospora matthiolae, 117 nucleotides long. The record is from the annotation of a GenBank genome assembly. Lineage: Eukaryota; Oomycota; Peronosporomycetes; Peronosporales; Peronosporaceae.
AUGUCGGCGGUGGCACAAGUCGAGGAAGACUUUGAUACAGACUACGUUGUGGAUUCAGUGGGAGAUAUGCCGACAACGUUUAUAUCGGCGAUGGAAUCCAACAACGCGGUCAAGUGA